Gopherus evgoodei (Goodes thornscrub tortoise) is the source of this 1590-nucleotide messenger RNA. Its product is annotated as cytochrome P450 1A5-like. Gene Ontology annotation, biological process: hormone biosynthetic process; progesterone metabolic process. Gene Ontology annotation, molecular function: steroid 17-alpha-monooxygenase activity; heme binding; oxidoreductase activity, acting on paired donors, with incorporation or reduction of molecular oxygen, reduced flavin or flavoprotein as one donor, and incorporation of one atom of oxygen. Lineage: Eukaryota; Metazoa; Chordata; Testudines; Testudinidae. The record is from RefSeq and is a predicted model, not a curated record.
AUGAAGGCUGCAAUGUCACUGGUGGGAAGCCAGGGCAUUAUCUCAGUCAUUGAGAUCCUUAUUGCCUCUGCUGUCUUCUGUCUGACAUUCAUAGUCAUCAGAUCCUUCCGGAAGCAGAUACCCAAGGGGCUGAAGAGGCUCCCAGGACCAAGGGGUUACCCCCUGAUAGGCAACGUGCUGGAGCUGGGGAGCAAUCCACUGACCUUGACUCAGAUGAGCCAGACCUAUGGAGAUGUGAUGCAGAUACAGAUCGGCACCAGACCUGUGCUGGUGCUGAGUGGGUUGGACACCAUCAAACAAGCCCUGGUGAAGCAAGGGGAGGACUUCAUGGGGCGCCCUGAUCUCUACAGCUUUCGCCAUAUUGCAGAUGGCCAGAGCUUGACCUUCAGCACUGAUUCAGGAGAGGUGUGGAGAGCUCGCAGGAAGUUGGCCCAGAAUGCCCUGAAGACCUUCUCUGUCUCACCCAGCCCCAACUCUUCAUCCACCUGCCUCCUUGAGGAGCACGUCUCCAAAGAAGCUGACUACCUAGUAAGAAAGUUCCUGCAACUGAUGGAGGAGAAGAAGAGGUUUGACCCCUAUCGGUACAUGGUGGUCUCUGUGGCCAAUGUCAUCUGUGCCAUAUGCUUUGGCAAGCGUUAUGACCAUGAUGACCAGGAGCUGCUCAGCAUAGUGAAUGAGGAUCAAUUUGAAGUUGUGGCUUCCUCUGGCAAUGCAGUGGAUUUCAUCCCAGUGCUCCAGUAUCUCCCCAACAGCACCAUGAAGAAAUUUAUGGAAUUCAACAAAAGGUUCCUCAGGCUCCUGCAGGACAUUGUCAAAGAGCACUACGAGAGCUUUGAGAAGGACAACAUUAGAGACAUCACGGUCCUGAUUGAACAAAGUCAGCAGAAUAAAGUGGAAGCCAAUGCCAACAUUCAGCUCCCGAAGGAAAUAAUUGUCAACCUGAUCAAUGACCUCUUUGGAGCCGGUUUUGACACUGUGACAACAGCUUUGUCCUGGAGCCUUAUGUAUCUUGUGACUUAUCCAGACAUUCAGAAGAAGAUUCAGGAAGAAUUAGAUCAGAUCAUUGGCAGAGAGAGGAGACCCAGACUCUCAGACCGGCCCAUGGUGCCUUACACAGAAGCCUUUAUCUUAGAGAUGUUCAGACAUUCCUCCUUCUUGCCCUUCACCAUUCCUCACUGCACAACAAGAGACACAGUACUGAAUGGCUACUACAUCCCGAAGGACCUCUGUGUAUUUGUCAACCAAUGGCAAGUCAAUCAUGAUGAGAAGCUUUGGAAAGAACCAUCUAAGUUCGACCCAGAGCGUUUCCUCCAUGCCGGAGGGACUGAAGUAAACAAGGCGGAUGGUGAGAAGGUGCUGGUCUUUGGCCUGGGGAAGAGGAGGUGCAUUGGUGAGACCAUUGCCAGAUGGGAGGUCUUUCUCUUCCUGACCACUCUGCUGCAGCAGCUGGAGUUCAGCGUCUCUAAUGGAAAGAAGGUGGACAUGACGCCCCUGUACGGCCUGUUAAUGAAACACAAGAGGUGUGAGCACUUCCAGGUUAAGCAGCGCUUCCCAAUCCAGAGUUCAGAGUUACCUCUGGACAUUGGAUGA